ACCGAGUUUUCAUUUGAAAAUCUGGUCUUUCCAAAAUGGAGGAGAGAAGGCUGCUCACAUUGAUGGUCUUUUCCUUACUCAUAGUAUUAGCAGAAACUAUUGCUCAAAAGCAUGCUAUUGAAAUCUACAGCCUCCAUGUGGACUGCAAGGUCACAUCGCGAUUUGCUCACACAGUCAUCACCAGCAAAAUUGUCAACCGAGCUAAUGAGUCCAAAGAGGCAACCUUUGAAGUGGAGUUACCAAAGACGGCCUUCAUCACCAACUUCUCCAUGUCCAUUGACGGUAAGGUGUACCCAGGAAUAAUAAAGGAGAAAGCUUCUGCUCAAAAGGAAUAUGACGCUGCGGUCUCACGAGGGCAGAGUGCCGGGCUUGUGAAAAUCACAGACAGAAAACUGGAGCAGUUUCAUGUGUCUGUCAGCAUAGCAGCCACCAGCAAAGUCACUUUUGAGCUGAUGUACGAGGAGCUGUUGAAGCGGCAGCUGGGGAAGUUUGAGCUGCUGAUUAAGGUCCGACCGAAGCAGCUUGUGAAGCAAUUCCAGAUUGAUGUGCACAUCUUCGAGCCCCAAGGCAUAUGCUUCUUGGAGACAGACAGCACGUUCAUGACAAAUGAGUUAACUGAGGCGCUCACGAAAGUGCAGAACGAAACCAAGGCUCAUAUUUUAUUUAAGCCAACUGUAGAACAACAGAAGAUAAACCCUGAACUCGAUGAAACCCUCCUCAAUGGUGAUUUUGUUGUGCGUUAUGAUGUUAAAAGAGGUGCCGCUGCAGGUGAUAUACAGAUUGCCAAUGGGUAUUUUGUGCAUUACUUUGCACCCCAUGAAAUGCCAGUGUUUCCCAAAAAUGUCGUCUUCGUUAUAGAUCGAAGUGGCUCCAUGGCAGGCAGAAAAAUUGAACAGACGAGGGAUGCCCUGUUGAAGAUUUUGCAAGACCUCCACCCAGAAGAUCAUUUCAGCUUUAUCACUUUUAACAACAAAGUGGUGGAGUGGAAGAGCUCUUUGCUGCAAGCCACUGCAGAGAACGUGGCGAGCGCUGCAGGAUUCGUGCGAACACUUUCUGCUAGUGGAGGCACAGAUAUCAAUCGUGCCCUGCUGACUGCUGUGAGCAUGCUGGAUAAAGCUGAGAGGCUGCCAGAACGGAGCGUCUCCAUGAUUAUUUUGCUGACAGACGGCCAGCCCACUUCUGGUGAGGUUAAUGUGGAAGUAAUUCAAGAAAACAUUCAGAAAGUGAUCAAUGGGAAAUUUGCUCUUUUCUGCCUUGGGUUCGGGUUUGAUGUCAGUUAUAAGUUCCUGGAGAAAAUGGCCCUAAGCAAUGAGGGAAUAGCACGUCGUAUAUAUGAGAAUGCUGAUGCAGCCUUGCAGCUCCAGGGCUUUUAUCAAGAGGUGGCUACCCCAAUAUUAAUGAAAAUUGAAAUGCAGUAUCCAGAAAACACCAUUGAGGGAUUAACCAAGAACAAUUUCAAGCUGUUUUUUGAAGGAUCUGAAAUUAUAGUAUCUGGAAAAAUUAGCAAUGAGAUUGAUCUUUUGCCAGUAGAAAUUAGAGCUCAGUCACAUACUAGUGACUUGACUCUUAAAGAAGAAGCAAAUGUCAAAGAGAAGGAGCAAGUAUUUCAAAAUCAGAGUUACAUCUUUGGAAAUUUCAUAGAGAAACUGUGGGCUUACUUAACCAUUCAACAGCUUCUGGAAAAAUCUAUUUCAGCACAAGAAGAGAACAAGAAAACUCUGGAGGCGCAAGCUCUAGAGCUGUCUCUGCGGUACAGCUUUGUUACACCCCUCACUUCCAUGGUGGUCACCAAACCUGCUGGCCAGUCGCAGUCGGAGCUGGCGAACAAACCCACCGAAGCUGAUAAUGAGAAGCUCAAGAAUUUUCCAGUACGAGCUAAAGCACCUGUCACGAAAUUAAGCUCAAGAUAUUUUCUACUUGCUCCUAAGGAUGAUUUAGAUGUUUAUAGACUGAGGGGUGGAUCACCUGCUGUUAGGCUAACAGACAAAACGAGAGCACAACCUCUUGCCCACGAAUAUCCACAGCUUCUCUUGCAAUUACCCAAACAAAAUGAAAUAAUCUGUUUAAAUACCCAUGGAAAAGCUCAGCCCUCUGUCCACCUGCUGUCAGACCCAGAGCAAGGACUCACUGUCACGGGGAAACUUGGAGACAGAAGAAAUCGCUUUGUGCAGUUUGAAAUUACCUACGUGAAUCCCCCUGCACGAAUCCAUGCCUCCACGGAUGAGAUUGUAUUAAGCCACAAUAACCAGAGCAUUCAGCUGCUGUGGACAGAGUCAGCCACCUCCACCGCCCAGGGGCUGAGAGUCUCAGUUGAAAAGGAAAGGAGCCUUACAGCAUCAUUGUCUGAUACAGUCACAGUAAAAAUUUCCUUUGUGAAGUUCCUGGAUAAUUUCCUCGGGCUGUAUUUCUUGAACACCGACCAUUUUUCUGACAAAGUCAGUGGAGUUCUGGGUCAAUUUUAUUCAAAAGCAAAAUUUGGGAGCGAUUCCAACAUCAACCUGAGAGCUGACGAAAGACUCCUCAGUGUGUCUGGAUCUCAGCACAAAGUCACCAGGCAAUACAAGAAAGAUUACAGGCUUGAGUCAACCAGUGGUCCUGUUCCUUGCUGGUCAAUAGAUGUAACUCCCUAGAAAAGAGUAUUCUGGGAAAGAGAAAACUGCAAAUGAUGCUCUUCCAAAUGGUUUUGAUACUUUCUCUCAUGAAGAAAACCACAUAGUUAAAGCCUUAGCUGUCACUAUAUACAAAUGUCACAAAUCUUUUAGCUUAAAAUAAUUAUACUUUCACGAUGAGAAUGUGCUUGCUUGUUGUUGUUUUGAAAUGGUUUCUAAUACUCAGUGUGGCUAUGCUGUUGAAGAAUUAUGUGAAUGAACUAAAUAAAAUUUAUUUUAUCAGCUCA
Phalacrocorax carbo (great cormorant) is the source of this 2896-nucleotide messenger RNA. NCBI's taxonomy places the organism in Eukaryota, Metazoa, Chordata, Aves, Suliformes, Phalacrocoracidae. The record is from RefSeq and is a predicted model, not a curated record.